Messenger RNA from Quercus lobata, 723 nucleotides. RefSeq lists its product as uncharacterized. The record is from RefSeq and is a predicted model, not a curated record. Bases 1 to 723 code for a protein of 240 amino acids. Lineage: Eukaryota; Viridiplantae; Streptophyta; Magnoliopsida; Fagales; Fagaceae. The transcript has 2 exons.
AUGCCGGACAGGUUUGCCCGUCCACCGUUCAACUACUAUGACGGGAAGAUUGAUCCCGUAGAACACGUCAGCCAUUAUAUUCAGAUGAUGUCUUUGUAUACUCAUAACGAUGCGCUCAUGUGCAAGGUUACGAAAAGGUCCAUACGUAAUUUAUCCGAGCUGAUUCAAGAGUUCGAAGUCAGGUUUGUGAUGUGCAGCCGAGUACCUCAACCAGUAUACGCGCUUCUCUCAAUGAAAAUGAGGGCGGGAGAGACCCUCCGUAGUUACGCCAGCUGGUAUUGGGAGCUGUACAACGAGAUUGGCGGGGAUAACGAAAGGGUGGCAGCAAGCACAUUUAGGAUGGGGUUGCCCGAGGAUUCCGGGCUACGAGAGUCGUUAACCAAGAAGCCGCCCGAAGGCAUGCGGCAUCUUAUGAGAUGCAUCGAGGAAUACAAACGAUUAGAAGAUGACCGGCUGCAGAGCAAAGGCAAAGCGUCGAUGAUAACUUGUCCCCGGCAGGCAAGUUUCCCGUUCAGGCUUCGUGGGGGUCUGGCAAUUCAAGAACCGGCCGCACAAAUGGGAGAAGUGAACGUGACGUUUAAGGAACUGGUACACAGGAUUCUUGACCGAAUCAAACACGAGCCGUAUUUUCGAUGGCCGAACAAGAUGGGAGGGGACCCAUCCAAAAGGAAUCAGAGUCUGUACUGCACUUAUCAUCGAGACAAGGGUCACACCACCGAAUAG